AUCCAGCGAGCGAGCGAGGGAGCGGCACAGCAUCGCAUUACAUCGGAUCGCACUGCUUGUGCAGAGGGAGGGCAAGAGCAGCAGGCGGUGGGAUCGAGUCAGGAGCUAUGGCGGGUGGAGGGCAUGGGGCUCACAACAUCACACACGGGGGGCUCUCCCUGCACGCCACCAAAGGAUGGCAUUCGCGCGUGGGCCAAGGCAUGUGCGCCGUCAUGUGGUUCUGGGUUUUGUACAGAGCGAAGCAAGACGGCGCAGUGUUGAUGGGAUGGCGUCACCCCUGGGAGGGUCAUGGGCAUGGAGGGCAUGAUGGACACGAAGAGGCUAAGCACCACUGAAACAAUUUGGAGUUGGCUUAAGGAACAUUUAAAUUUCUUUCACAUUCAAUUUCCUAUGAUUCUGUUACAGUAUAUAAGACAUUGUGAGGGUACUGAGGCGUGAUCUAUCUUUCCAGCCUUGGCUCUUCUCAUCAAAAGUGGUCCACGUUCUCAGGGCAUGUGAGAAAGAGAAGGUUUUUAUGCCCUGUGUAUUCGUUGGUUUAUAGACGUAGAUGCUACGUGUUUUGGAAGCUACCCAUCAAAUCAUGAUUUGCUUUGCCUGAUCC
Physcomitrium patens is the source of this 601-nucleotide messenger RNA. Its product is annotated as NADH dehydrogenase [ubiquinone] 1 beta subcomplex subunit 2. The record is from RefSeq and is a predicted model, not a curated record. NCBI's taxonomy places the organism in Eukaryota, Viridiplantae, Streptophyta, Bryopsida, Funariales, Funariaceae. Gene Ontology annotation, cellular component: respiratory chain complex I; mitochondrial inner membrane.